AUGGCCGAUGGUAAUAGAGGGCGAACCCUUGUAAGGGCAAGCUCGGCCAACCAGGUCUCCCAAUUACCCAAGUCGAAUGAUGUUCCCCAGCGUUCCCAGUCCACGCAGCUCCCUCUAACAUUCAACGUUCAAGACGAGCUACGCCAGAGAGCUAUCCGAAAUGAACAAGUCAGACACACUUCUAUCACAUCAUUGGAGGCUCCUCGAGCAGUUGUACCGCCGCAUAAAAAUAUACCUAUGCUUGAUGAGAACAGCUCGACGAGGACGCCGAAUCCACAUCUGCAUUCGCAUAAAUCUGGCAACAGAUGGUCCCAAUUCUCGAUGAACAAUAGUCUUAAGAAACCACCACAGAGCUCAGUUGAAGGCCUUGGACCGCAUACUCCCAUAAAGAAGAAAAUAAACAUAUCACCGUUGACCCAGAUCAAGCAGCCGGCAUCCGCUUCGUCUGUUUUGAAGGGAGGUGAUUAUUCAUCGGAACGAGGAUCAGCAAACUCUUCUGGAAGAACUUCAAAUGCUCAUUCUAAUACUCUGUCUUUGACGGAGAGGCUACUGGGACACUCGUGGAAACUGACGGGCCGUACUGGGAAAGUCAGUAGUCAUGCCUCGAUGAACACCUUAGUUCCCAUGUCCAGGCAUGAUGUGGAACUGAAUACAAGUGAAGAGGAAGAUGAUGAUGAAGCUGGUGAAGAAAGUCAUGGUGAAGUGGACCGCAUGCUUGCUACAGGAGACGCUGAAGAUGUCGACUUGACCACCUCACUGACUAUUUUUGACAUUGCAAAGGAGCUACAAGACUUCCAAAAUAUGGUAGCACUGCCUCACCAUCAGGACCCAUCUGGAACCAAUAGAACCCAGCAGAAAGUCCUUGAUCUUAAACAAUACCAGGAGGAACAAGAGAGCCUGGUAGUUAGCCAUCUGCUUGAUCACGCAGUUAAGAUCCAGAAUGAAGCACUUCUAUCUACCUGGACGCUGCUUCGGCUACGGUUCUCUAGUCAUGCCACAGGAGAGUCCAACUCAAACCUAAGAUGUUCGGCGGGCGUUCUCGGUAGUAUCCAGCGCAAACCUAUCAAAGAAACUGGCACUAACCAGGUGAAAAGGUCUGAGAAAGAGGAGUAUCUUCUGAACAUGUGGACCAAUGAGCUACAUGAUAUGUUCGACGGCUACCUCAAACCGACGCUGAUAGGCGGAUAUGACGAAGACAUCUAUCAAGAUACUGGAGCUGGUCAGCCAUUCAACAUGUCCCAUAUGGCACUGCGAGCCCUUCAUUCUCGAAGUGAAAGUCAGUUGGGCUAA
Messenger RNA from Candidozyma haemuli, 1290 nucleotides. RefSeq lists its product as uncharacterized. The transcript has a single exon. Lineage: Eukaryota; Fungi; Ascomycota; Pichiomycetes; Serinales; Metschnikowiaceae. Bases 1 to 1290 code for a protein of 429 amino acids. The record is from RefSeq and is a predicted model, not a curated record.